Messenger RNA from Cimex lectularius (bed bug), 299 nucleotides. RefSeq names its product ankyrin repeat and death domain-containing protein 1A-like. The record is from RefSeq and is a predicted model, not a curated record. The annotation marks the transcript as partial. The transcript is spliced from 2 exons. NCBI's taxonomy places the organism in Eukaryota, Metazoa, Arthropoda, Insecta, Hemiptera, Cimicidae. Gene Ontology annotation, molecular function: protein binding. Gene Ontology annotation, cellular component: cytoplasm.
GAAUGCGGCCACUGCUGAUGGCUGCGUGGCACGGCAACAGGGAUGCCGUUGAAUUACUCAUUAAUUCUGGGGCAAAAGUCACCGCUGUUAACAAGAAACAAUACGGAGUGAUCAUGUGCGCCGCUCGCAACAACAGGGUGGACGUCGUCGAAUACCUAAUCUCGAAAUUGGACAAUUUUGACCUAGAGGACGUUGACUUCGAAGGCAACACGAGCCUUCAUCAGGCCUCUUUGGGUGGCCAUUAUCAAAUAGUCAAGAAACUACUGGGGCUAGGAGCUAACCCCAAUGCCGUUAACAAG